Arvicanthis niloticus (Nile rat) is the source of this 6035-nucleotide messenger RNA. It is a transcript of the gene Daam2, whose product is annotated as dishevelled associated activator of morphogenesis 2. Gene Ontology annotation, molecular function: actin binding; small GTPase binding. The record is from RefSeq and is a predicted model, not a curated record. NCBI's taxonomy places the organism in Eukaryota, Metazoa, Chordata, Mammalia, Rodentia, Muridae. Gene Ontology annotation, biological process: negative regulation of oligodendrocyte differentiation; regulation of non-canonical Wnt signaling pathway; actin cytoskeleton organization.
CAAGGACUGAGCUGAGCAAGCGGAGCGCGGUGCCUGCGGGAAGCCGGGGCAGCAGCAGCCUCACCGCGCCAUGCGGGCCUCAGGAUUGUACCAAUGAGGACCUAAGGUGCCUGCCUGCCAACCACCCCAGCCUGCAGUGACCAUGGCCCUCCGCAAGAGGAGUCCCCAUGGCCUGGGCUUCCUUUGCUGCUUUGGAGGCAGUGACCUUCCCGAGAUCGACCUCCGGGACAACCACCCAUUGCAGUAUCUGGAUUUCUCCGGUCCCAUCCUGAACCCAGAGGAGCUCAACGUCCGCUUUGCAGAGCUGGUGGAUGAAUUGGACCUCACAGAUAAAAACCGGGAGGCUGUGUUUGCACUGCCACCAGAGAAGAAAUGGCAGAUCUACUGCAGCAAGAAGAAGGAGCAGGAGGACCCCAACAAGCUGGCAACCAGUUGGCCUGAGUACUACAUUGACCGUAUCAAUUCCAUGGCCACGAUGCAGAACCUGUAUGAAACUGAAGAUGAGGAGACAGACAAGAGGAGCCAAAUUGUAGAAGACCUGAAGACAGCCCUCCGGACACAGCCCAUGAGGUUUGUGACCCGCUUCAUCGAACUGGAAGGCCUGACCUGUCUGCUGAAUUUCCUCCGGGGCAUGGACCACACCACCUGUGAGAGCCGUAUCCACACAUCUCUCAUUGGCUGCAUCAAAGCUCUGAUGAACAACUCCCAGGGCCGGGCACAUGUCCUGGCACAACCUGAGGCCAUCAGCAUCAUCGCCCAGAGCCUGCGCACCGAGAACAGCAAGACGAAGGUUGCGGUGCUGGAGAUCCUGGGUGCAGUGUGCCUUGUGCCCGGAGGCCACAAGAAGGUUCUACAGGCCAUGCUACACUACCAGGUGUAUGCAGCCGAGCGGACUCGUUUCCAGACUUUGCUGAAUGAGCUGGAUAGAAGUUUGGGCCGGUACCGGGAUGAGGUAAACCUGAAAACAGCCAUCAUGUCCUUCAUCAAUGCUGUCCUCAAUGCUGGCGCUGGAGAGGAUAACCUGGAAUUCCGCCUGCAUCUCCGGUAUGAGUUCCUGAUGCUGGGGAUCCAGCCAGUGAUUGAUAAACUCCGGCAACACGAGAAUGCCAUCCUGGACAGGCAUUUAGACUUCUUUGAGAUGGUCCGGAAUGAAGACGACCUGGAGCUAGCCCGGAGGUUUGAUAUGGUCCACAUUGACACCAAAAGUGCCUCCCAGAUGUUUGAGCUGAUCCACAAGAAGCUGAAGCACACAGACGCUUACCCCUGCCUGCUCUCCGUCCUGCACCACUGCCUGCAGAUGCCUUACAAGCGGAACGGUGGCUACUACCAGCAGUGGCAGCUCCUGGAUCGCAUCCUUCAGCAGAUCGUCCUCCAGGAUGACCGAGGUGUGGACCCUGACCUGGCCCCACUGGAAAACUUUAAUGUCAAGAACAUCGUCAGCAUGCUCAUCAAUGAGAACGAGGUGAAGCAGUGGCGGGACCAAGCAGAGAAGUUCCGGAAAGAACACAUGGAACUCGUGAGCCGGCUGGAGAGAAAAGAGCGGGAAUGUGAGAUAAAGACACUGGAGAAGGAAGAGAUGAUGCGGACGCUCAACAAGAUGAAGGACAAACUGGCCCGAGAGUCCCAGGAGCUGCGCCAAGCUAGGGGACAAGUGGCAGAGCUGGUAGCCCAACUUAAUGAAAGCUCAACUGGCCCAGUGUCUUCACCACCUCCCCCUGGAGGUCCACUCACCUUGUCUUCCUCCACAACAACCAAGGAUCUGCCCCCGCCUCCACCUCCUCUCCCCCUUGAUAGCUGCCCACCCCCACCCCCUCCACCUCUCCCUCCAGGAGGGCCUCCCAUCCCCCCAGGUGCCCCACCCUGCUUCAGCUCAGGCCCGCCCCAGCCUCAUGACCCCUUCACCAGCAAUGAAGCCCCACUCAGGAAAAAGCGCAUCCCCCAGCCUUCACACCCAUUGAAGUCUUUCAACUGGGUCAAGCUGAAUGAGGAGCGUGUCUCUGGCACCGUGUGGAAUGAGAUUGACGACUCGCAGGUUUUUCGGAUUCUGGACCUGGAAGAUUUUGAAAAAAUGUUCUCAGCAUAUCAGAGGCACCAGGGUUGCAUGCAGGAGGGUUUCCAGAGAGAGAGAGGAAGUGUGAGAGACGGAGGGACUGCGAGCAGACCUCUGCCAGCUGCGGAGGCGAGUGCCUACAGAACUGAGAAGGCUUCUAGGUCUAUGGUAUCAGCUACAGGUGCCAAGAAAGAACUGGGCUCCACAGAGGACAUCUACCUAGCCUCCCGCAAGGUUAAAGAGCUGUCAGUCAUCGAUGGUCGGAGGGCCCAGAACUGUAUCAUUCUUCUCUCCAAGUUGAAGCUUUCUAAUGAUGAGAUCCGGCAGGCCAUCUUGAGGAUGGAUGAACAAGAAGACCUUGCUAAGGACAUGUUGGAGCAGCUCCUCAAGUUCAUCCCCGAGAAGAGUGACAUUGACCUCUUGGAAGAACACAAGCAUGAGAUUGAGCGGAUGGCACGGGCAGAUCGUUUCCUCUACGAGAUGAGCAGGAUCGACCAUUACCAGCAGCGACUACAGGCCCUCUUCUUCAAGAAGAAGUUCCAGGAACGGCUGGCUGAGGCCAAGCCCAAAGUAGAAGCCAUCCUGCUGGCCUCCCGGGAGCUGACCCUCAGCAAGCGCCUGAAGCAAAUGCUGGAGGUGGUCCUAGCCAUCGGCAACUUCAUGAACAAGGGGCAGCGUGGGGGUGCCUACGGGUUCCGGGUAGCCAGCCUCAACAAGAUUGCUGACACCAAGUCCAGCAUUGACAGGAACAUCUCUCUGCUUCAUUACCUGAUCAUGAUCCUGGAGAAGCACUUCCCGGAUAUCCUGAACAUGCCCUCGGAGCUGCUGCACCUGUCAGAAGCUGCCAAAGUCAACCUGGCAGAGCUGGAGAAGGAGGUGGGCACUCUCAGGAGGGGCCUCAGAGCAGUGGAGGUGGAGUUGGAAUAUCAGAGACACCAGACACGGGACCCCAAUGACAAGUUCGUCCCUGUCAUGAGUGACUUCAUCACAAUGUCUAGCUUCAGUUUCUCAGAGCUGGAGGACCAGCUGAAUGAGGCCAGGGAUAAGUUCGCCAAGGCACUGACACACUUUGGAGAGAAGGAGAGUAAGAUGCAGCCAGAUGAAUUCUUUGGCAUCUUCGACACCUUCUUGCAGGCCUUCUUGGAGGCCCGACAGGACCUAGAGGCCAUGAGGAGGAGGAAGGAGGAGGAUGAGCGGAGAGCACGCAUGGAAUCCAUGUUGAAGGAACAGCGUGAGAAAGAAAGAUGGCAGAGGCAGCGGAAGGUCUUGGCGAGCGGCUCCCUGGAGGAGAGUGGCGAGUUCGAUGACUUAGUGUCAGCCUUACGCUCUGGAGAAGUUUUCGACAAGGACUUAAGCAAGUUCAAGCGCAACCGGAAGCGACUUGGGAGCCAGGUCCCAGAGGUCACCCGCGAGCGGGCGAUAAACAGGCUAAAUUAUUGACUUGGGGACUGGGGACUGACCACAUAGCAGCAAGCCUGGAGACAGUGAUGAGGGGCGAGGAGUUGUAUAGAAGAAGCAAUGACUUAAGAGAUUUGGAAAACUGGGUUUGGGAGCCCUGGGCUGGGUCCUGGGGGCUGUGUGCGCGGCUAGACCGGGUGUCUCCGCACGGACAGGGUCUUCUCUUGUCUCCUGUAUAUUUACCCAUUCUCAUCCAUGUUCUGUCCAUCUCCCUCUGUGCCCCUCCUCCUCCUGGCCAUCAUUCCUUAAGACUUGCUUGGGUAUCCCUGGCAGACCUUCCCAGGCUGGGUGACAUUGUUCUCCACAUCUCAUGUUGGCACAGAGCUGUUUAAGACCCAAGAGGCAUCCCUGUCCAGACGUUUUGUACAGUUUGUGGUGGUAUAGUGGAACCCGAGAGCCAGUAGUAGGCUCCUGCCUGAAAAGACAGCUCAAGGGAACAUGGAUCCGGGACGGGAACCAGGGGCUUUAUGUGUUCUAGCUAGAUAAGCUCUAGUAUGUUCCAGAAAAAAAAAAAGGGGGGGGGGGACCAGAGCCAGCAAGUGAGUUGUCUAUCUGUGCCUUUUUCCUACACCAAGUCCUGGGGUCUCACCUCCACCCCAUUUACUAGUUUCUGGUCCCCAAAUUCAUAAUUCAUCUCUGGUUUCCAGAACGCUGGCUCACCAUCAGCUUAUAGUGUGGUUCUGGUGAGGACAGGUGCCCAGGAAAGACUUCUGUUAUCACCUCACCAGACUCAGGCAUAGGCCCCAAAGCAAACCCCAAGGUUACCUGACCACUAUCUUGGAGAGACUGACCUCAGAUCCCCAGCAGAAGGUAGCACUCGGAUGCUUCACUCCCUCAAGAGUGCCCCAUCUAUCAUUUCCCUCAGCUGAGCUUUGCACAGUGGCCUCAGUCUCCAUCUGCAGGUCACAUGGUGCUCCAUAUACUAGGCUGCAGCUGGCCUUGGGGAAUUGGUCCUGCAGGCUGGAACUACCCUCCAUAUUUAACUGUCACUCUGGGGGAGACAAAUAGACAGGGGGCUGAGAAGAGCAGGCAGGAGAUGCCCAGGAGAUGAGAAGGGAGCGUUUGUGUGGGAUGCUCACUCCAGAGUUUGCCCCUACAUUUGUGCUGUUGGUUCCUCAGUCUCACUGCAUAAGAUCAUUCUGGCCCUCUGUCCACACUCAUCUUCUGUCCUGUCCACCCAUCUUCAGCCGUUUUGAUGGUACUGAUGAGGUGGCACUGCUAUAUCUAGGCAAAUAUUCUAAAUAUUUUAAAUAUUCUAAGUGUCAAAUGCACCUUUAUUCGCUCUCAUCUUGAGACCAGUCUUGUCUGACUACCAUCCACCAGCUCCUAGCUUUUCUCAUCUAACCCCCUGGCUCAGGGUCAUUGCCAGUGACUGUGGGCUGCUCCAUCCUGGUUCUAUAACUGCCUGUCUCCCUACAGGAGAUUCCCAGGGAGUGGGACCAUAAUAACUGUGGGGAGGAGAGGCACAGGACGUGUGAAUUGGUUUGAAAGGGAUCUCAGCAAGUGGAGGCCUGGCCAGUAGGGUGUGAAGAAGCCAACGUGAGAGCUCAAACACCUUCUAAGAAUGGCUAUGGAGGAGAGCUUUAAUGGCCAUCUGCACAUCCAAAGAAGCUCCCCGCCCUCUCAACCCGCCCUCCCUCCACCCUGCCCUCUCCUCGACCCCGCCCUCUCCUCGACCUCGCCCCUUGAGAAGCAAGCUAUGAGAACGUUAAGGCUGGUGCUGGACAUCUUCAUAUCCUCUCCCAAACUGGCUGGGAUGUCAGCCUGCCAUGCGAGGGGCAGAGGACAGGGAUGGACUACACUGCUACCUGAAGGCCUAGCCUUCCCAACCGCCAUGAAGACGGUACAUGCACCAGGAGAAAUAAGGAAGAUGGAAGUUGUUGAAGGGACACAUUGGCUCUUCAGCAAAGCUCCUUGGCAUCUCUCCAGAGCCCAGCCUUCUCGCCCCAAAGAAUUCUGCCUUCUCUAUUUAUUAUUUUCUAUAGCUGUCCAGUGGCUCCGGUGAUGUGUGUCUCUGUAACUAGAUUCCAACAGUGCCUUGGACCAUGGACCAUUGUGGGUGACUUAGCAGGGAGUGACUGGUGCCCAGUGGAGGUGGAUAGGCUGGUCCUCAACAUCAAAUGAUGAAGUCUACUCCCAGUACCCACCCAACCCUCCUACCGCCUGUGGGCCAACUGUUCCUGUUAGUUUUGUGCACAAUGUAAAAUUCAUAGUCCAACCAACACAUCCCGUCUCUGCAGCGGCAAUUCCCCUCCCAAGACGGAAGUUUGUUCAGGGGUUGGAAGGACAACUCUCCAGGUGGGUGGAUACAGGCAUGGGCUCUUCCCAUCCACUCCUAUUGCCACCAGCUGGGGAGCUGCGACCACCUCCCCAGGACACCUGCCAACCUUCAUGCCAAGGCUGCUCUCACCAGCUGCUGCAGAAGACAAACAAGGUUUGUAUGUACAAACUCUACAGUGUCCUUUUUUCUGCACCCUUUUAUAAGAAUAUAUUGUAAUACUAAAAAAAAAUAUUAAAUUUGUCCCCA